Messenger RNA from Tachyglossus aculeatus (Australian echidna), 788 nucleotides. Its product is annotated as immunoglobulin gamma-1 heavy chain-like. The coding region runs from base 30 to 788 and encodes 252 amino acids. Gene Ontology annotation, biological process: phagocytosis, recognition; B cell receptor signaling pathway; innate immune response. NCBI's taxonomy places the organism in Eukaryota, Metazoa, Chordata, Mammalia, Monotremata, Tachyglossidae. Gene Ontology annotation, molecular function: immunoglobulin receptor binding; antigen binding. The transcript is spliced from 7 exons. The record is from RefSeq and is a predicted model, not a curated record. Gene Ontology annotation, cellular component: immunoglobulin complex, circulating; external side of plasma membrane; blood microparticle.
CCCUGACCAGUCUUCUGUCUUCCUCCGAAAUGGUCCCCUCCUUCCUGCUCCUGCUGCCCCUAUUGGGUGCCCUGCCAGGGGUCCUGUCCCAGGUGCAGCUUGUGGAGUCCGGCCCUGGAGUGGUGAAGCCCUCAGAGCCCCUCAGACUCUCCUGCAUCAUUACUGGUGAUUCCGUCUCCAGCACCAGUGCUGUCUGGCACUGGAUCCGCCAGCCUCCUAGAAAGGAGCUGGAGUGGAUGGGACGUGUUUAUUAUAGGAAUUCCAAAUGGUACACAAACUACACGCCUUCCCUUCAAAACCGAAUCUCCAUUUCGGCCGAUUCUUCCAAGAACGAGUACUUUCUGCAGUUGACCAGCGUGACAACCGCAGAUACAUCCAUGUAUUACUGUGCAAGAGACACAGUGUGGUACAAUUCGAUCUACACCAGCCCGGAACUCCUUUCAAAGUUGAUGGACCUCUCAGGAAGCAGAAAUGAAGGGUCUGAAGCCUUUGAUAUCUCUGUGUGCCAGCCUUUAGUUCCCCACGGGCAGAAACCCAGAAAGCUCCUAGCCCGGGCCCACUGGAUCAACUUUCUGCUCCACAGAGACACAGCCCUGGAGUUGGUGAUGGCCAGGGCUGGGGUGGUGGCAGGAUGGCUCUUGCGGAUCAGGCCCUACAACUGGGGUGUCUGUCAGAUCUUUGUGAAACAAGUAGUGGUUUCUGAGUCAGUGAUGUUCGAAAUUGCAUCUUUUUCUGGGGAUCAGCUCCAGCCUAGCGAAAGUCUCAAAAAAUUUCCACACCAGCAGUGA